GGAGCCUGAGCACCCUCCAUCCUCUCCCCCCCCGCCCCCGCCCCCGGGGCCUACAGGGGGACGAGGCGAGCGGCUUGGGACGGAGCAGGGGGUGAGGAGACUCGGGAGCCCCCCUCGGAACCCCCAGUCGCCAGCACUGCCGGUCCAAGCCCAGAGUUCCGAGAGACCCGGAGCGCUGCGGAUACAAAGGCGCCGGGCCGAACCGAGCUCCUGCCGUGUCCAUCCGGCGGUUUGCAGCGGCGGGAGCGUCGCUUGAUUUUUCUCUGAGACAAGCCCACUCGUCCAGCAAAAUAGAGUCCCUCAGGGUGACAGUUGACUUCCUAAAGGUGCCUCUUGGCCUGAAGAAGCCGGUGCUGAGGGAGGUGGCUGUGGGGCCCCCCAAGCGGCCCCAGCCUGCGGCCCUGGAGCGUUACAAGGCGCGGCGUUCAGACGCCAUGGACACCGAGUCCCAGUACUCGGGCUAUUCCUACAAGUCGGGCCACUCCCGCAGCUCCCGCAAGCACAGGGACCGCCGGGACCGACACCGCUCUAAGAGCCGCGAUGGGAGCCGUGGAGACAAGUCAGUGACAAUCCAGGCUCCAGGAGAGCCCCUGCUAGACAAUGAGUCCACGCGGGGGGAUGAGCGGGAUGACAACUGGGGGGAAACAACGACGGUUGUCACGGGCACCUCAGAGCACAGCAUCUCCCACGAUGACCUCACGCGCAUUGCCAAGGACAUGGAGGACAGUGUCCCGCUGGACUGCUCUCGCCACCUGGGUGUGGCGGCAGGGGCCACUCUGGCGCUGCUGUCUUUCCUCACCCCACUGGCUUUCCUGCUGCUGCCCCCGCUGCUGUGGCGGGAUGAGCUGGAGCCGUGCGGGACAGCCUGCGAGGGCCUCUUCAUCUCCGUGGCCUUCAAGCUGCUCAUCCUGCUGCUGGGCAGCUGGGCUUUGUUCUUCCGCCGGCCCAAGGCCUCGCUGCCCCGUGUCUUCGUGCUGCGGGCCCUGCUCAUGGUGCUCGUGUUCCUCCUUGUCGUCUCCUACUGGCUCUUCUACGGCGUUCGCAUCCUGGAUGCCCGUGAGCGCAGCUACCAGGGCGUUGUGCAGUUUGCAGUGUCGCUGGUGGAUGCACUGCUCUUUGUGCAUUACCUGGCCGUGGUCCUGCUGGAGCUACGCCAACUCCAGCCACAGUUCACACUCAAGGUUGUGCGCUCCACGGAUGGGGCCAGCCGCUUCUACAAUGUGGGCCAUCUCAGCAUCCAGCGCGUGGCAGUGUGGAUCCUGGAGAAGUAUUACCAUGACUUCCCUGUCUACAACCCUGCCCUCCUCAACCUGCCCAAGUCCGUGCUGGCCAAGAAAGUGUCUGGCUUCAAGGUGUACUCUCUUGGAGAGGAAAACAGCACUAACAACUCCACGGGCCAGUCUCGGGCUGUGAUUGCAGCAGCUGCCCGGCGGCGGGACAACAGCCACAACGAGUACUACUAUGAAGAAGCUGAGCACGAGCGCAGGGUGCGCAAGCGCAGGGCCAGGCUCGUGGUGGCCGUGGAGGAGGCCUUCACUCACAUUAAGCGACUGCAGGAAGAGGAGCAGAAGAACCCUAGAGAGGUGAUGGACCCCCGGGAGGCAGCCCAGGCCAUCUUUGCAUCCAUGGCCCGUGCCAUGCAGAAGUACCUGCGGACCACCAAGCAGCAGCCUUACCACACCAUGGAGAGCAUCUUGCAGCACCUCGAGUUCUGCAUCACGCAUGACAUGACACCCAAGGCCUUCCUGGAGCGGUAUCUAGCGGCCGGACCUACCAUCCAGUACCAUAAGGAGCGCUGGCUGGCUAAACAGUGGACACUGGUGAGCGAGGAGCCGGUGACCAAUGGGCUUAAGGAUGGCAUCGUUUUCCUCUUAAAACGCCAGGACUUCAGCCUGGUGGUUAGCACCAAGAAGGUGCCAUUCUUCAAACUCUCCGAGGAAUUUGUGGAUCCCAAGUCGCACAAGUUUGUCAUGAGGCUGCAGUCGGAGACCUCAGUGUGACUGUGCAGCAGCAGGGACUCCAGGGCUCUUGUGGGGUGGGAGGGGCCCUGGUUCUCAGGCCCCAGCCUUGUUCCCACUGCCCUUCUUCCUCUUGCUCUUGUUUUUACUUGAAUUGACUUAACUCCUCACCCUGUCUCCUCCCUCUUCUGCAUUUUACACCAUGUGAACCUGGAGAGACCUUCCUGCUGUUGGCGGUACCUGGGGGACCUGCCCUUCAUUUGUGUAUCACUCUGGGCCCUGCAGGAAUCAGUGCCUCUCUCUCUCCUUCCCCGAAGCUUUCCCCAGAUGACAGUCCUUUCUGAAAGGGCACAGGGAGCUCUAGAUUGUACCUGUCCCUCCUGAGCGCCACUCACAACCCAAUUUCUGGUAGCAUUCUCAGUUCUUGACAGGGUUGGGGGGGGAGGCACCAGUAUGACCCCAGAGAGCCCUAGUGCCAAAUUCCGCCAAGGCAGCAGCUACCUUCCUCUACCCAUAACAGACCCUGAGUUCCUGGGCAGAGGUGCUCCUGCUGCACCCGAGUUAGGACUCUCCCUGCAGCACUAGUGCUUGCAGCUGCUGUUCCCCAUGCACUCACCUUAGAGCGAGGAAAGAUCCCGUCCUUUACCCGGAAGUCUCCACCUGCCAUUUCUGAUUGCAUGGUCAUGUGUGAUCCCAGCAUUUGGAGGUGGAAGGCUUCUGACCAUUUCACCAGGGCCCUGCAGAAGGUCCAUAGGGUCAGUCUCUCCUAGACAGCUCCUAAGGAGGAGGGGACACAUCCUGAGUUGGGAGAGACCCUUGCGUUGACCCCUGCCCUCAGAACCCUCCCUGGCCUUUGCUCCCCAUGAAGGAUGGGAUGCAGACUCCUGUGUAGUCUUAGCAGUGUGCUGACCCUGACAGACGGUUUUCCUUCCUGCACCAGCCUCCCCAGGCUUGCUGACUCCUUUUGGCUCCAGAGACCUGUUGCCUCAUCUCUGUGGGGGAGGAGCCAGCUCCCCCUGUCCCCUGCCUUAAAUCCAGUUUUUUGCCUCAGGGGUCUCUUUUCCUUGGCCUUCCAGGGUCCCCUCCUCCUCUCUUUCUGCCUGGUUCUCUGGGCUCUCUGUGGGGUCAGGGACCAAGAUUAUUGCCUUCUGUGGGCACUUAGCCCCUUGUCCCAUUUUACUUCCGUGGCUUUAGUACCAAGUCCAAAUUCUCAGUAGUUUGGAUCACAUUCUGAACAAAAUUCUCUGACCCGCUAAUACAUCUUUUUGGAGUGAAUUGGAACCUUUUAACUGAAACAGCCCUAAAUUAUGUAGUUUUCACCAAGGGGACUAGAAUAGGAAACACCUGUAUACAUCCUUCUGGUUCCAUAUGGAGGACUGUUCUGGUAGGAGCCUGUGCCAGGAUCAGGCCUCCAAAUGACUCACAGUGCCCCUGAUGGGUCCUCCUUUACCCUAGAAAAUGUACUGGUACUUGCCUUGCAAAGCACACUUUGGGAUAAGCUAACCUUUGAUCUCUCCCCUGGGAGCCUGUUUCCUCACUGUAGGAGCAGCCCAGGGCUGACAUAGCCUAGCAAUUGAUCAGGGUUUUUCUACUGUCCUUUAUAAAAGGGCACCUCUGUCCACCCACAUUCACUAGCGAGGGGUGAGGGGCUCCUCAGCCCCAGCUCAGCUCACCUGGUGCCCGCAGGAAUGGCUUGCAGAGUUGAUUUAGGCAGAGGCUGGGUGAAGGUCGGCCUUGCGCUAAGGCUGGGGGAGUCUGUGGAUAGGCCUGGGUGAAAUGCAUCCUACAUUGGGCAUCCUGGGGAAACUUUAUCUUUUCAUUAACAAUCUGAUUUCAGAGGAGUCCCUACUGGGUCACAUAAAUACCUCACUAUCCUGGAGAACAGGGCCUGGAUGGUGAUUGGGGUCUUUGCCUUGGUGGGCAAGAGGGGGUGAGGUGUGGUUUGAGGAAUGGGUUGGGGUGGGCAGAAGGAAAGGAAUUGGGAUCUUAGUUGUUGCCCUAGAUUUAGGGGCGGGGGAGUGUUUAUUUUAAGAACCUGCCAUGUUUUUAAUCACUGUGAUUUUUUUCAUUCUUUUUUCCUAAAACAAGAAAAAUGUUUUCCCCCAACUCUCUCUCUCUCUCUGUAAGCACUAAGGGCUGUGACUGAGAAUGGUAGCAUUUUGGUCCUUUGCGUCAGAACUGUGGUAUCUUUGUCUUCUCUGGUUAUUAUUAUUAUUAUUAUUUUUUAAAAUGUCAGGAUGGUUCAUCCGGUGCGUGUGUGUGCGUGUGUG
Messenger RNA from Octodon degus (degu), 4228 nucleotides. RefSeq names its product VANGL planar cell polarity protein 2 (gene Vangl2). The coding region runs from base 435 to 2000 and encodes 521 amino acids. The record is from RefSeq and is a predicted model, not a curated record. Gene Ontology annotation, cellular component: plasma membrane. Lineage: Eukaryota; Metazoa; Chordata; Mammalia; Rodentia; Octodontidae. The transcript is spliced from 8 exons. Gene Ontology annotation, biological process: establishment of planar polarity; multicellular organism development; Wnt signaling pathway, planar cell polarity pathway.